AAAAAAGUCGGGAGAGAGAGGAAAAGAUAUCUACCUUAGGGAAGAACCUCAGAGAGAGGGAGGGAAGGAGAGGACGGGUAGGAGCGUGUGCAUGAGUGUAAGAGACACUUAUUCUCUUAACUACUUGGAGACAGACACACUUUCCUGGCCCGACUCAAAGAAAGAGAGGGGGAAAAACAGGAGGAAGAGUUUUUUUUUCUUUUUUUUUUUGGUCAAAUAUUUAAAUUUUCCCUUCAUUCAAUAAUUAAGCUACUCUAGAAGCUCCACAUCCUGGGAAAGUCUCCUUCACUGCCUACUGGAAGUUCUGCGUAUUGAUCCGCUCACACACACUUGACAAGGCUUACCUCAUGGAUUUGUAUCUGAUUGGAUAUUUGCUGUGUGUAUGGUUGUCCAGCUCACGGGUGCUCGGAGGCUAUCCCAUCUGGUGGUCGCUGGCUCUGGGACAGCAGUACUCGUCUCUGGGCUCCCAACCCAUCCUGUGUGGCUCCAUCCCCGGCCUGGUGCCCAAGCAGCUUCGCUUCUGUCGUAACUACAUCGAGAUCAUGCCCAGUGUUGCUGAGGGUGUCAAACUGGGUAUCCAGGAAUGUCAGCACCAGUUCAGGGGCCGCCGAUGGAACUGCACCACCAUCAAGGACAACCUGGCCAUCUUCGGACCGGUGCUGGAUAAAGCUACAAGAGAGUCUGCGUUCGUCCACGCCAUAGCCUCUGCCGGCGUUGCCUUUGCAGUGACGCGAUCCUGCGCCGAGGGCACGUCCACCAUGUGCGGCUGCGACUCCCACCACAAGGGGCCACCGGGCGAGGGCUGGAAGUGGGGCGGCUGCAGCGAGGAUGCAGAGUUUGGGGUGCUGGUGUCGAGGGAGUUUGCAGACGCCAGAGAGAACAGACCGGACGCUCGCUCUGCAAUGAACCGGCACAACAAUGAGGCUGGACGCACAACCAUCCUCGACCAUAUGCAUCUGCGCUGUAAAUGCCACGGCCUCUCUGGAAGCUGCGAGGUGAAGACGUGUUGGUGGGCGCAGCCAGAUUUCCGCACAUUGGGCGACUACCUGAAGGACAAGUACGACAGCGCUUCAGAGAUGGUGGUGGAGAAGCACCGCGAGUCCCGGGGUUGGGUGGAGACCCUACGAGUGAAGUAUGCCUUCUUCAAGCACCCCACCGAGCGUGACCUGGUUUACUAUGAAGGCUCACCCAACUUCUGCGAGCCCAAUCCGGAAACAGGAUCGUUCGGGACGCGCGACCGCGUCUGCAACGUGUCGUCACACGGCAUCGAGGGAUGCGACCUCCUAUGCUGCGGCCGUGGCCACAACACCCGGACUGAGAAGCGCAAGGAGAAGUGCCACUGCAUCUUCCACUGGUGCUGCUACGUCAGCUGCCAGGAGUGCGUACGUGUCUAUGACGUGCAUACGUGCAAAUAAAAGGCCUGUACUUAAAGGCAAAACUGACUGCUGGACCUUCUAGCCCAAUCUCCACCUCCUGCACAACUUCCCCUGCAGAUGUAUACACAUUCUGCAUCUCGGUCAAUAACCCACUCACACAAACUCAGGCUGUAAAGUACGGAGCCAAGCCAGGGUCAGGUAAAAGACAAUAAAAACAGAGGUCGGGUUUUAGGUUAGUUCAGUCAUUCCUUGUGCUCACUGAUUUACUGAUACAUUGGUGUUUAUAUACACUCACUCUAAACCUGGGCUUAAAAGAUUGCCUACAACUUGCAACAUUUAUAUAAUAGUCAAUACUUCAAUGGUAGAGUCAUUAAAUCUCAUUGGACAUACAUGCAUCAGACCUUUACUUUUCCGGCUAAAGUUUGCACAGGAAAUGGAAACCUACCAGGGCUUUAUACUCUCAUAUCAUGGGAGAUGAAGGACAGAGAAACUUAACUCAAGAGAAAUUAAACUCAAAGUGUUGCAAAUAUUUACUUCUUUUUCCAAAGAACUGGAGGUUCUAUAAAUUGAGAGCUAUAGCAAUCUUGGAUAGAAGAACAGCAAUUAAAAUAGCCCAAUGUUUUUAACCAAUUCAUUCAUAAGAAUAUAAACCAUGGUAUAUUACUUUAUUUUUCUAUAAAAAUAAAGUUAAAUAUGUUUAUAUAUGAUGGAGAUAAUUGGUAUAUAUGAGAAAUAGUUUUGAUACCCAAUAAGCGCCCAUGUAACAAUAGUGUAAAAGUCUUCAGACGCAUUAAAAUUAAUUUACCUUUAAAAAAGAAAACACACCUACAUGAUGCUAGCAAUAUUUUAAAAGUUUUCAGAUGUUUUAUGUCCAGUUUUUCUGUUUUUUUUUUCCAUCAAGAAAAGGACAUAAAUAACCCAGCUGCAGCAAAUCUCUCCUGCUGCCCUGUUUACAUGAAGGCUAACUUUAGUUAAGUGGCACAGCCAGACAUGUAAGAAAGCUGGGAAAGUUGCAGGUUAAAUUUCCAACGAGCCACUGUUUUAAUAGCCGUGGAAUUGCUAAUAGCUCAUCUACUGAUCUGUUAGGUGGGUUGUUGUUGAAAUGAGUGGAUUCAGUAGUUUUCAAUAUUGGUGUUGCUAAGGACACUGUUUACAUAUUAUAGUUUAACAUCCACCAGAAAAAAAUCCUCAAAUAAGUAAUAUCCCAGUUAAAACAUAUUGCCCCGCUUUGAUUACUAUACAUAUAAGGAACAUUUUCUGAUAGUUAAAUAGAACAUUUGUGCUAAUUUUAGCCAUACUUGUCUUCCUACUAUAGAGAUAGAUACUGUCAUAAAUGUUGGGCGGAUGUUAGGUACAGUCCUGUGAAAAAGCAUGAGUCCUGUGAAAAAGCAUGUGUCCCCAACAGCUUUCUUCUGUAUUUGAUUUUUAAUUACACAAUAUACAAUUAAAAAUUUCUGGAACAUUUUCAUAUCAGACAAUUAUAACCUAAGUGAAUCUAAAAUGCAGUUUUCAAACAGUGAUGUCAGAGGAAAGGAGACUGCCUGUGCCAACAGAGUGCUACGUGAGAACAUCCUGGCCCUGCUCUGGAUUUUUUUUGUGGAGAACAGAGGAUUUAUGAUUCCAUCAAUAAGAACAAGCUGUUUAGGUCCUGCAGCAGCAAAGCAGACCCAAGACGCCACCACGUGUGACUGUCUGUUUGGUCAAACACAGCAUGGUAUCCGUCUAACAGCCUUUUACUCAAAGGUUGUGUUAGUUUCAUGGCAGGUGUCUUACCUGCCAAAAAGUUACACUUUUUGUUUCUUGAGUCCACAAAAUAUUUUCUCAAAACUGUUGGGGAUCGUCUUCAAAUGUGACACAAACCAUUGUGUUUUUGCUUAAGAUUGGGUUUCACAUUGGAUCUCAGCAUGGAUACUAUUUAAGCCCGUACUCCGUCUUAUUGUUGAACCAUGAACAAUGAUCUUAAAUGAGGAGUGAGGACUGCAGGACAUUAGAUGUUGUUCUCGGUUCUUUUGUGACAUCCUCAAGCAGUCAUUGUUGACCUCUUGGGGUAAUUGUGGUAGACCUCUGAGAAGGUCCUCCACUGCUCCACGUGUUCCCCGUUUGUGGCUGAUGGCUCUCACUGGAAUUCCCUGGAGUCCAAAAGCCUUAGACCUUGUCUACACCUAGUCGGAUACCUCGGAAAAUGAAUACAUUUCCACGUGUUUUGCCAUUUCAUCCACACGAAAACUCGAUUUUACGUAAUUAAAAACGACUAUUUAUGAAAAAUCGGGCCAAAGUGGAGAUUUGAGAAAACCCCGUUUUUGUGUUUGGGUGUGUACAUGGCAAAACUGAGUUUUAGGAUCCUGCACAUCACACUGUGUAACAAAUAAUGCAGCGCCGACGUCACCAUUGUGCCACCAUUGUGCCACCAUUGUUAUUUACUCGGCCACGACGUGGAGGAAAAAUUAAUGCUAUCAGAGAUGUGCUAAUUUUUAUGUUGGUUAAGACGCUUUUAGCUGGUUUGUUUUUACUAGCCCAACUGCUCCAGUUGAGGUGAAAAGGUGAAAGAGUGCUUAGAGAUGAGCUGUUUUACAGCAACUCUCCCUGCAAAUACGGAGCCACAAUGCUGUUGAACGUCAGCAUUGUUUUAAAGGAUUCUGACUGGCUGACAUGGGCUUUAGCUUAGCAGUACACUGCCCGCUGUGCCUUUGACAUGUUUACAACAAUGCUCUGGCCUAUUUGUGUUGGUUCAUGUGGAUGAAAAACCUUUUGUGAAAUUGGCCUCAUGUGUAUGAUGUUAAUUUUAAAAAAUUACGUGGGUCAGAUAUUCCCAUUUAUAAAAACUAGAGGGACUAGUGAAAGGGAACCAAAAGACACCUGCAUCACAGAUAAUUUUUGAUUGUGCGAAGUUGAGCGAUUCAUUUUCCACAAGGCUACAAACUACCAUUAGUAUUUACUCAGUUUAUUACUGUCUGAUAUGGAUUUUUGUUCGAUCUGAGAUAUUUUAAGAGUGUCAAAACAGUGAGAAGCAAAGAAAUCUGUUAGGUGGCAAAAAAAAAUUAAACUCACUUUUACGUCUCAAUUAUUACAGAUGAGCGGUAUAAAUAUUGAUAAUAAGACAUUUAAAUAAGGACAUGAUACAAACAGCAGCCACGGUGGCCUUUUUUUUAGUCAGUUCAUGGUUGCACUUUUUAAUCUUUGUGACACUUAUGCUGAAAAUCUACCAUUGUGAUCCCUGACUUGAUGCUGGGGUGUGGACCCUAACUUUGGAAACCUGUGACCUAAGCAUCCGACAUGCUUCGCAGAUCCUUGCAAAUUAAAAUUUGAACUUGGGAUUUGUUCUACUUUUGAGCUGAUGAAGGGAUGUCGAGCUAGGGAUUUCCGCUUUUAGCUUGUUCCCCGACAGAUUUUGUUUCCUAAUCCACUGAACCUCUGUUUUUAUCUGGAAAUUUGGCCCUCGCAUGGCUCCAUAUUGAAUGAGGUGAAUCAGAACUAAAGCAAACUAAGAGCUUUCGACCCCAGCACUGGACUCUCUGAAAAAACUUAAACCACUCUCAUGGGAAGCAGUUGUGCCACUUUCAGUGCCCUCUCCCCCACGUCUUUAUUUAUUUCCCUCCUCUAUGCCAACAUGAUGUUUGUGGCAUGUAUAGUAACACGUAAUGCAGUAAAAACCCACCCUUCUUUCCAACUAACACCUCACUUCUCCAGCGACGAUGUCUGUGUAAACUAACCUGACAUCCACUCCUCCAGUUACUCUUCUGUAGGCCAACAUCACCUUUUUAAACUACUGAACUGAAAACAGCAGGCGGGCGCUGAAGGUGCAACGGUCCUGUCUAUUGUAAACUACUGAGCUGAUUGAGUCCUUUCCACUGGACCAGUCAAUUGGGAAAUCUGGAAUAUAUAUAUAUAUAUACACAACAGUGAUGCUUAUAUCCUUGCAUUUCUGAAUUAUGACCAUCGGGAUGGGACUGGAGGUAUGUAGGAGGGGGGCAUACUCAUUCCUCUCAUUAACAUCUCCACACAGGUUUAUGCACUACUCAAGAUAAUUCCAGGUGGGAAUGCAAAAUCAAACAACAAAAAAAAGGCUACAAAGGUCUUAUGAAUGAUGGCUUUGUUGCACUUUCCGAGAGCACGUUUAGCCUCUAAACUGCUUAUGAAUUCAUGCAUCAUACUUGAGUCAAGCUUUAGCGUGUUUAAUUACAGUUGGUCAGGUUCAUCAUAAAGAUUUGUGUCUAAAAAUAAAUUUGAUUCAGUAAAAAAACAAAAAACAAAAAAAAACAGGGGGCUUGUGAUAACACGUGGCGGCCAAGGGUUAGGGAAGCCUCUGAUUGGCUACCGUAUCUCUCCAGCAUUCCUUCAUGUUUUUGCUGGGCUGAAGCGUUCGAGAGCUCUGAUUUAUGAAGCUGUAUUCUUGUCUGUGCUUAAAACACGCGUGCCGCGCUGCUGCUGCGGUGCUGCUGGAAGAGCAGGCAGCGGUUCAGCAGAGGAAUGGAUCUCAGGAGAUUGGUGUUUGCGUUUUAACUGGAGGAGCGCUGAGGGAAAAUGAUGUCAUUUGUGAGGGGAAAGAUAAAAAAAAAAAAAAAAAAA
Messenger RNA from Fundulus heteroclitus (mummichog), 5942 nucleotides. RefSeq names its product wingless-type MMTV integration site family, member 3 (gene wnt3). Gene Ontology annotation, biological process: canonical Wnt signaling pathway; multicellular organism development; neuron differentiation. The transcript is spliced from 4 exons. Lineage: Eukaryota; Metazoa; Chordata; Actinopteri; Cyprinodontiformes; Fundulidae. The record is from RefSeq and is a predicted model, not a curated record. Bases 348 to 1415 code for a protein of 355 amino acids. Gene Ontology annotation, molecular function: cytokine activity; frizzled binding. Gene Ontology annotation, cellular component: extracellular region.